AUGGACUGUGACCUCACAGACCUCCACUGCUCACCCUCAGGCACAGCAGAGCCUGGCCCAGUUGAGCUUGUUCCUGGUGUCUGGCUGAGCACGUUGGCGAGGUCUAGAGACCCAGCGAAGCGAUCUUGGUUUGUGCUGUGGGGCUCUGGGAGCUGUUCUCAGUGCCCACCCCCACAACAUUGCCUGUAUUUCCCCGGCCCUGCUUGGAUCAGGCAGCCGGGUCCCAAGAAGCACGCUCGAGGCAGCGGAGCAUUCAGAGAUCACUGCAGGACUGCAGCAAGGGGAGCCGAUUUCCAGCUCCAGCUCCCCAGCCCAGAACGGGGCCAUGCAGGAGGCGUUCUGUGCCAUCUGCCGCGAUGCAACACCUGACACCUUUGUGGUGCCCUGCGAGCACCACUUCUGCCUUCGUUGCAUCCUUCAGUGGACCCUAAGAAAAUUCACCUGCCCGCUCUGCAGGAGGCUCAUGAGCACCAUCAACUUUUCAGUGCGGGCAGAUGGCUCUCUGCCCUGUGUCAUCACGCUGCCAUCCGAGUACGAGGCAGAGAGCCACGACACAGCCUCCCUGUGGGACAUCGCCACCCCGCCGCGCCCCACUCCACCGGGCAGCCCUGCGGGGCACGGAGAAGAGGAGCUCCCCGCCACGUCCUACACAGCUCCCGGGGACGCGGCCGCCCAUCCCACCCGUACGCCCGUCCCCGGGGAGGCGGAGGAGCCCCAGCGGGAGCCGGAGCAGGAGGCAGCACCGGGACCUUCUGCCCAGGGCCGCAGCCCCACCGCUGCCAAGCGGGGCAGGGACCGCUCAGCCCGGGGGUCCCACCGCCCCAGGAAGAGGAGGGCCCGCAGCGCCCGGGGCACUUCGCAGCCCUGCAAGAGGCCGCCCCCGCGGCACCAUUAGCAGGGCUGCAUCCAUCUUUGUUAUUAAAAAAGCAUGGAAAACCACACAGCUAUUGC
Messenger RNA from Gallus gallus (chicken), 951 nucleotides. Its product is annotated as E3 ubiquitin-protein ligase synoviolin A-like. The coding region runs from base 326 to 895 and encodes 189 amino acids. The record is from RefSeq and is a predicted model, not a curated record. The transcript is spliced from 2 exons. NCBI's taxonomy places the organism in Eukaryota, Metazoa, Chordata, Aves, Galliformes, Phasianidae.